Messenger RNA from Insectozyma verbasci, 1194 nucleotides. The record is from the annotation of a GenBank genome assembly. NCBI's taxonomy places the organism in Eukaryota, Fungi, Ascomycota, Pichiomycetes, Serinales, Debaryomycetaceae.
AUGGACUGGUUACAACAAUUACCACAUCAAUUACAAGAUCAAAUUAAAUCUAUAAUUAAUAAAGAUCAGUCAAGUAUAGAAGUAUUUAAUAAUCUAUAUAAUUUUUUUGCAGAUGAUGAAGAAUCACAACAAGAUUCAAAAAGAAAGAAAUUAAAUGAUGAUGAAUCAAUAGAUCCAAAUGCAACAAUAUUUGAAAUUGAUCAAAUAUCAAUAUUUAGUCCAAUCAGAAAAAGAAUGGAUCUUGUAUUUCAUUUAAUUGAGGAUAAUCCAAGUCCUGUUUUAUCAAUUGUAAAUCCAUCAAAUAAUAUACCUGAAUUAUCAUUUUUAAAUUUAAAACAGCUGAUUAAAUUAUGUUUGAUUUUACCAAUUUUAGGUAAUUCAACAAAUCCACAGAAGAAAGGAAUAGCAUUAUUAUGUUUUUGGAUUAAUGAUGAUCAAAAAGAUCCAAUUAUAUGUCAAUUAAAUUUAGAUGUUAUUAAAAAACAAAUGUUAAAAUCAAAUAAAUUACCAUCAAAUAUUGAUCAACAAUUUGAUUGUCCAAAAGAUUCAGUAAUUUUAAAUCCAAUACAAGAAAGAAUUUUGGAUUAUUUAAAAAGACAAUUUAAAUUGUGUGAUAUAAAUUUAAUAAGUUAUUUACCAUCCCCGACAAUUUUUAAAAAUAAUUUUAUUGAAAAUGAUGAUGUUGCAAUUGUAAUUACGGAUAAAAAAGAACCUUCAAUUAUAAUGGUUGAAUGUCAUAAGGGAGCAAAAGAUGGUGUUUUAAUAUUUUUAGAAAAAAAUGAAGUAAAUCCAUCUUAUUUAAUAUUUGCAUUUAAAAAACCUAUAUUAGUAUUUGAAACUACAAAAAUUAAAAAAGCAAGUUACUCAAAUGUGACAAGUUCAACAUUUUCAUUAACUAUAGUUGUAUUAAAUGAUAGAAAUGAAAAUAGAACAAUUGAAUUUUCAAUGAUUGAUAAUAAAUUUUUUGAUUAUAUUGAUAAAUUUAUAAAACAACAUAAUAUAAGUGAUGAUUCAUAUAAUGAAAAUUUGAAGGAGAAUGGAAAGAAAGAAGUUAAAGAAGAUGAGGAUGAUGAUGAAGAGGAAGAUGAGGAUUUUAAAGAAGGCAGUGAAAGUGAUGUUGCAGAAGAAUAUGAUAGUAAUGUUGAAGAAGUAGAAGAAGGAGAUGUAUUUAGUAAAAAUACAGAAGCUAUUUAA